AUGGAGGUCUGCGCAAGAACACCCAUGAAAGUAAUGACGAAAGUUGCAAUUCCUCCUACAGAUGAUCAAGGAGAGAUUACAAGGUCAAUGAGGGACCUUCCACCGGCUCACUACACGUUUAAGAUCGAAAAUUUCUCCCUACUUUCAAAUACAAAGUUAGACAACGUCGAAUCAGGUGACUUUGAAGUUGACAGCUACAAAUGGAAAUUGUGUCUCCACCCUAAAGGAAACAAGAAAAGCAAUGGGGAUGGACACAUAUCUCUAUAUCUAGCAUUUUCCAAAUCGAAUGCUAUCCCUCUUGGCUGGGAGGUCAACGUGAACUUCAAAUUGUUUGUUUAUAACCAAAUCCAUGACAAGUACUUGACCAUCCAAGAUGCUGAUGGGAGGGUGAGACGGUUUCAUGGAAUGAAAACAGAAUUGGGUUUUGAUCAAUUAAUUCCACUGACUGUUUUCAAUGACGAGUCAAAGGGAUAUCUAAUUGAUGACUGUUGCAUAUUUGGAGCUGAGAUUUUCGUUAUUAAACAUACCGGCAAAGGGGGAUGCUUGUCCCUGAAGGAGGUGCCUGUCAGAAAAAACACUUUCUCCUACAGCUUUCAGAACUUUUCAGCACUAGACCAACAAUUUUACAAGUCCCAAGUUUUUACUAUUGGAGGGCACAAAUGGGCUUUGUUGGUUCACCCCAAAGGGAAUUUAACAGAGAAAUGCAAAAGCUUGUCGAUCUACUUAGCAUUGGAGGAUUGUGAAAGUAUUCCAUGUGGACGAACAAUUUAUGCAGAAUUCAUGCUGCGUGUGAAGGACCGACUUUUUGGAAACCACCUCGAAAAAGAAGCUAAUUGCCAUUUUUCUAAUUCAAUCAAGGAUUGGGGUCACUUAAACUUUAUGUCUCUGGAUGAAGUCCACAAUCUUGCAAAGGGAUUUCUAGUUAAUGAUACUUUGUGUGUUGAGGUACAGAUUCGUGUAAUAACAGAGGUCAAGGAAUUCUCCUGA
Molecule: messenger RNA, 987 nt
Organism: Dovyalis caffra
Lineage: Eukaryota; Viridiplantae; Streptophyta; Magnoliopsida; Malpighiales; Salicaceae
Source: the annotation of a GenBank genome assembly